GUCCGGGCGCGGCGCUCGAACUGGCAGGCCGGCGCCGAGCUGCGGCAGCGCGCGGCGGCCCACGCGGACCCCACACCGUAGCGACCCGCGCGUCAGACAGUCCGCGGCCCGCAGCGGGCAGGCACCAGGACCGCGACCACGGCCCCCGCCGCGGGGAGGACGACGGCGACCAGCAUGACGACACACGGGCGCGCGUCCGCACGUCAGGUUGACCCCGGGUGCGACUCCUAGCGGACUCGGCAGCACCUCGCCGCCAUGGCCGCGCCGCCGCGCUACCCGCCGGCGCGGUCCGACCUCAUCCUGGGCCUGUCGGACGACGAGGAGGAGGACGACGACGAUGAGGAGGCCCUGGACGACAGCAGCGCGGGCGGCAGCGGGCGCGACGUGGGCGCCGAGGGCCUGUCGACCACGCCGUCGACGUCGUCCGAGUCGGGCGGCAGCAGCCUGGAGGCGCGCAGGACGCCGCCGCGGCCGCGGGUAGCCAAGCGCUCCCUGCGCGGCGAGCUGCUGGAGCGCUGGCCCGGGUGGACGUCCCCGGCCAGGAAGCGGCUGCGCGCGGCCUCGCCGGCCAGGACCGCGCCGGCCAGGGCUGCGCCGGACCGCCUAGCCGCCCCGUUCGGCUGGCCGCAGGCCUCUUCGUACCCGGCCACCUCGUCGUCGCCGGGCUCGACCCUGGCCGUGGGCGGCGCGGCCGCCGGCGCAGGGCUGCUGGUGCGCGAGUACGACCGCUUCUGGCAGCUGGUGGAGAAGAUCGCGAGCUCACCCAGCCUGGUGCCGCUGGGCCCACUGGCCCGCGCGGCCGACUACGAGCGCGUGUGCUUCGUCCACGUCGACGAUAUCGCCCUGGCGCGGCGCGGGGCGCGCUCGUCCACGCCGACCAAGUGGCGGAGGCAUCGGCGUAGCCCCCGGCGUGGCAGCCCCAGCUCGUCCAGCGAGGAGGAGUCCCCAUGUGAGUCCGAGGCAGCUGCGCUGCCGGCGCCCUUCCUCCCGGACGCUCCCCGCAGCCCACACACCGCGGCCCUCGCGCAGCCGGAUGACGUCCUGGACGGGGUCCUCGACGAGGACCUGAUCCUGCCGCCGCCCACGCCCUUCUCGUCGCCGGCCGCGUCCAAGCUCCCGCGGCACCCGCGGCCCGAGUCCCCGGCCGUGGCGGCUGGGAGGCCGCCCGAGGUGCGCCGCGCGCCCCUGGCUGACCUCCGCGCCGACGCCCCGGCGGCCCCGGUGGCCGUCUGCGAGGACGUCGUGAUCCUGCCCGACGUGAGAGAGCAGCCGCCGCACGACGAGCUGCUUGAGCGCCUGCAGCUGCUGGCGGGCAGACCGCUGCCGGGCGCCGAGGACCUGGACAAGGUGGACGUCGAGGAGGACAGCUCCGUGCUGCAGCUGCUCGUCCUCACGCCCACCGACGAGCGGGCGGACGCCCCCAAGGACGGCGUCGUCGGGGCCGCGGGCCGCCCCCUGCUGUGGGGCGCCCUCAAGGGCCGCCGGGCCUGCGCCGGGUUGCUGCGCCUCCGCGUGCCCUACUUCUUCAUCCUGGUCGGGAUCGUGCAGGUGACGCUGUACCGGAUGCCCUCGCCCCUCGAGGCGCAGGAGCUCAAGAACAGGUUCGUCUGGGACAGCGGCCGCAUGUUCGCCGAGCCCUGGCGCACCCUGUCGUACGCCAUGCUGCACUCGGGCCAGAUGCACGUGUCGCUGAACGUGGCCGUGCAGACCAUCGUGGGCACACCGCUGGAGCGCGAGCAGGGCGCGCUGCGCGUGGCGGGCGUGUACUUCGGCGGCGCGGUGUACGGCGCCCUCGUCACGGGGGUCGUGUCGCCCGCGCUGCUCAUGGUGGGCGCCUCGGCCGGCAUCUACUCCAUCCUCAUGUCGCACCUGGCGCAGAUCUGGCUGAACGCGCACUCGGUGCGGUACGGCAAGACGCGCGCCGGCGCCGUGCUGCUGCUCACCGGCGCCGACAUGGCCUACACGGCGCACCACGCCAUCAAGCUGGGCAACGCGGCGCCGCGCAUCGGGGUGACGGCGCACUGCGCGGGCGCGGUGAGCGGGCUGUUCCUGGGGCUGGCGCUGUACCGCACCACCGUGCCGGCCGCGGCGGCGGCGGCUCACCAGGCGCACCAGGCGCACCAGGCCCCGGGCCCCUGCACCUCGCCGCCGCUGUACCGCGCCGCGCACAUCGGGUCGGCGCUGCUGCUCGGCGCCACCGCCCUCUUCUGCCUGGUGUGGGUGCACCUGGCGCAGCAGAGCGCCGCCGCCGCCGCGGCCGCCGCGCUCGAGGCGUAGCAGCGGCUCGCGUUCACGCCCCUGCCCCCCGGCCAGCACUGGUACACCGGCUGGUGAGCGGGCCCAAGAGUGUGUAAGUGUCGCGCACUUGUGCAAGCGUCAAAUGUCCCUAUCGCACCUGAGUGUAACCCCAAAGUGUGCGCGCGGAACGGAAGUUAAACGCACACAAGUGCGGGCGACAUUACUCUUGGUUUUGCUCUGUGCAACGAGUCGGGACUAGAGAUGGAAAAUUACCAAAUAGUUGGUAGAAAUACAUCUACAUCUAAACUCCAAGGCAUUUAAAUAAAAAAAAAUAUUUUAAUUUUUUGUGAGAAAACGAUUUUCUUCUACUUAUUUUUCGAUGAAGAAUUUCAGUUGUUCCAUCUCUAGUCGUGACGACAUUUCUUGGCCAUAGCGGUGCUUUACUCCUUACUACUUACGUUUCAGGUGUCUGAAACUUUUUGUGCGACUGUGUGCUUUGUGGUUUUUGAAAACCGUGCCUCACUGACCGUUUGGCGCCUUACAAGGCAAGAGUAGGCAAGUCGCCCACACACGUGCGUGCGGUAAGGCUAAGUGCGCAAUUGCACGUUUUCUUUUAAUUUAUUAUUGUUUUAGAUACCUGGUGGAACGAUGAGGAAGUAAGUGAGGUUCCGUUAUGACUAAGCAUGUUGUCGUUGCCUAACGGGGAGGGGUUUGAACGCGCGUUUAUGGAAGAGUCUUCCGAGACGAGGACAAAAGUGUUGUUGUGUCCACUUUUGUGGCAAAGUUUCUUCAUCCUGAACUCUCUGUGUCUGUAUUUCAUGUCGCUUAUAUGAGGGGUUUUGUAUAAAUCUCUGUGUUCUUGUGUGUAAGACUGAAACAUAACGAAGAUAUUUGUUAAAUUAUUAUUUUGCUUGACCAAGACAGGUGGACUUGAGCUCAGAAAUAUAUUCUAGUUUAAUUCCCGUGUUCUCUCAUGACAGGUGGCCUUACCCACCGUUUAGCUCUUCCAUACGAUCGAUCUUCCUGGAAAUAGUGAAGCAACUGUGUUAUAAUCCUAGUUAAACGAGGUGCCAACCCCAUACUGCUGUCAAUUUAUCGCUCAAGUCAUUAACGCACCAAUAUGUCUUAUUUCGAUUGUGAUUUUUUUAUAACCAAUCUCAUCUGAAUGUUGGUCCAAAACCUUUAAAAUGCUGUACACACGUCUUUAAAGCCUGAUCCGGGAUCCCCAAAACUUCGUUUCCCCGGGCAUGUAAGGUUGAGUAAAUGAGUCUAGUCACAGCAUGUUGCCAUGUGUAGAAAAGCACGUACAGUUCUUUUUUGUUACCAUAAUAAUAAAACAUACUCGUGUGUCAACACAA
Frankliniella occidentalis (western flower thrips) is the source of this 3596-nucleotide messenger RNA. RefSeq lists its product as uncharacterized. NCBI's taxonomy places the organism in Eukaryota, Metazoa, Arthropoda, Insecta, Thysanoptera, Thripidae. The transcript has 6 exons. Gene Ontology annotation, molecular function: serine-type endopeptidase activity. Bases 256 to 2277 code for a protein of 673 amino acids. Gene Ontology annotation, cellular component: membrane. The record is from RefSeq and is a predicted model, not a curated record.